Molecule: messenger RNA, 2343 nt
Organism: Corythoichthys intestinalis (scribbled pipefish)
Lineage: Eukaryota; Metazoa; Chordata; Actinopteri; Syngnathiformes; Syngnathidae
Gene: htr1aa
Product: 5-hydroxytryptamine (serotonin) receptor 1A a
Exons: 1
Coding region: 284-1525 (413 amino acids)
Biological process (GO): adenylate cyclase-activating adrenergic receptor signaling pathway; regulation of behavior; regulation of hormone secretion
Cellular component (GO): plasma membrane
Molecular function (GO): dopamine neurotransmitter receptor activity, coupled via Gs; G protein-coupled serotonin receptor activity
Source: RefSeq, a predicted model, not a curated record
GAGCUCAGAUGACUCUCGGCACCAUUGAGCCCGCACGGCUGUCACAGCUGAGCGGACGCGAACGCACAGACAUAAAGAGCACGCGCGCCCGCCGCCCGCACAAGAGCGUGCGUCAUGCGUCCCGAGAGAAACUUGCAUGCACCUCGGUUGGAGCGCGCUAGGACGCACGGGUUGAGCACAGGUACCGGCAGCGGCUGAGAGACCGACAGGCUCCCCUCCUGACACCUUCCCGGGCUGCCUGCAUGCCCUCCCCGAGCCGCUCCGGGAAAGUUGCGCUCAAAGUAUGGAUUACUUCCCCGUCCGAGGUAACGACAGCAACACCACCUUUGGGUACCCGCCCGGGGUGGAUGUGGUGGUCGACUGGCUCGGUUCCGACAACAACACCAGUAGCUCCGACUCCUUGCUGUACGUGCAGCUGGGCUACCAGAUCGUCACCUCCUUGCUGCUGGGGGCCCUCAUCCUGUGCUCAAUCUUCGGCAACGCGUGCGUGGUGGCCGCUAUCGCCCUGGAGAGAUCCCUCCAAAACGUAGCCAACUAUUUGAUUGGAUCCCUGGCCGUGACGGACCUCAUGGUGUCGGUGCUCGUGCUGCCCAUGGCGGCCCUGUACCAAGUCUUGAACAAGUGGACUCUGGGUCAGGGCAUCUGUGACUUGUUCAUCUCUCUGGACGUGUUGUGCUGCACUUCGUCCAUCCUGCACUUGUGCGCCAUCGCCUUGGACCGUUACUGGGCCAUCACAGAUCCCAUAGACUACGUCAACAAGCGCACCCCGAGGAGAGCCGCGCUCCUUAUCAGCGUCACCUGGCUGGUGGGCUUCUCCAUCUCCAUUCCACCCAUGUUGGGCUGGAGGAGCGCUGAGGACCGAGCCAACCCGGACGCCUGCAUCAUCAGCCAGGACCCGGGCUACACCAUCUACUCAACCUUCGGGGCAUUCUACAUCCCCCUCAUCCUCAUGCUGGUCCUCUACGGGCGGAUCUUCAAGGCGGCUCGCUUCCGGAUUCGCAAAACGGUGAAGAAGCCCGAGAAGGUCAAAGGUGAGCGCUGUUUGACUUUGUCCCCCGCGGUGCUCCACAAGAAGAGCAACGGGGAGGCAGAGGGCGGGAGGCCGUGCGGAAACGGCGCCGUGCAGUUCGGCGACGAGGGCGAGUCCUUGGAGGUGAUGGAAGUGAGCAGCUCCAAAAGCCACCUGGCCUUGCCCAACACACCGCAGUCAUCCUCGCACGAGAACCUAAAUGAGAGGAACUGUGGUGCAAAGCGCAAACUGGCACUGGCUCGAGAGCGCAAAACGGUGAAGACGCUGGGCAUCAUCAUGGGCACCUUCAUCUUCUGCUGGCUGCCCUUCUUCAUCGUGGCCCUGGUGUUGCCCUUCUGCGCCGACAGCUGCUACAUGCCUGAGUGGCUUGGCGCCGUGAUUAACUGGCUGGGCUACUCCAACUCCCUGCUCAACCCCAUCAUCUACGCCUACUUCAACAAGGACUUCCAAAGUGCUUUCAAGAAGAUCCUAAAGUGCAAAUUUCACAGGCCGUGAAUGCGUCCAACUACUGAACAUGAGUUGUGUCAGAUCGGGUAAUCUCAGUUUGGGUAUAGCUAUUAUCCAUAUUCAAUACUGUGGUUGGAGUUUGCAUUGCAUCACAUUGUGUGCGUUAAAAAAUACACCAGACAGCAUCUUAGCUUUUCCCAUGUUGUUAUUGCUGACACAAAAAUAGAAAAGUAAAAGUGGGUGUUUUUUAAUACACUUCAGAGCUUUCCUUGCAGUGGAAAAAUUGAACUACAGUUGUAAUUUAAAAAUGACUGACAGUGUCGGUUGUAAUUUUUCUUUCAUUAAGUCAUUAGGUAUUGGUUAAUCAAUUAAAAUGAUUAUUUAUUUGCAUUUAUUUGUUGCAUAUUGAUUUUUAUAUUUUUUUAUAUUCUCUAUUAGGCGGAAAUGCAUCAUCCCAUCCUUUGGGAUCCACUUCUUGUAUUUGUAUAAAUGUACCAAAUGAAGGGUCCAAUGAGCACAAUGUGAAGGAAUUGUACUCAACCACAUUUUGGGGAGAUACUCAAAAGACAUGUUGAUAUGUUUACUGACUAUACAUGUAUAGAAAAGAAGAAACACUAUCAUGAAAAUAUUAAUGCACAGACUUGAAUUCAGGCUCAGUCUCUGUGCGUCAUGAGGCCUCUGGUGAAAACAAACAAGGACUCUUCAUUUGCUUGAGCUCAACGUUUAUCCAGUGUUGUGCCCACUGUGUUUAUUGCCUGUAUGCAAUGGCGCCCAGUGCUGCCACGCAUUUUCCAUCCAUGCAUUUCUGUCAUGCAGGUUGACAUCACAAGCUUUGUAGCACUGAAAUAAUAAAAAGCGAUCCCGGU